Messenger RNA from Morus notabilis, 2116 nucleotides. RefSeq names its product scarecrow-like protein 15. Gene Ontology annotation, biological process: regulation of DNA-templated transcription. The transcript has a single exon. Gene Ontology annotation, cellular component: nucleus. The record is from RefSeq and is a predicted model, not a curated record. The coding region runs from base 161 to 1834 and encodes 557 amino acids. NCBI's taxonomy places the organism in Eukaryota, Viridiplantae, Streptophyta, Magnoliopsida, Rosales, Moraceae. Gene Ontology annotation, molecular function: sequence-specific DNA binding; DNA-binding transcription factor activity.
CAAAGAUAAAAAGCCCAUAAUCAUCACCACCAAAAGCCCCCUCCUCUUCCCUUUAAUUCCCUCUCUACCAUAACAUUAAUCUCAAACCAAAAUAAGGAUAAAGCUUUUUCCCUUGCUAAAUUUCAAGUCUUUCAACUUUCUUUCCCUUUUCCAACUAGCAAUGAUCGUCCCCGUUACUUCUCCUCAGAACAACCCUAACCCGAAAUCCGACAACCUUAACAACAACGGCAACAACAACAACAACAACAAUAGUACUACUGCCGCUAACAUCAUCGGCUUUCACAGCCCGACACAUAUUCCGAACCUCUGCUACGAACCGACAUCGGUUCUCGACCUCCGCCGGAGCCCGAGCCCGGUGGGAGGAAAGCCGGCCCAGCCAAAUGAUUCUCUCGAGUGGGAAGAGCAGUUUCAUUACUUGGAUUGGGACUCCCUCAUGAGAGAAUUGGGCUUGCAUGACGAUUCUGCCCCAGCCUUCAAGACUGCUACAACUAAUACUACUAAUUCUUUUGCCCAUCAGUUGAACCCUAAUUGCGACCCCCACAUAAUUCCCCAUUUCUCGGAGCUGAUCUCGCAUCAUCAGCCGUUCGAUCCCACACAGCUGGUUCAUCAUCAUCAUCACAAUCUCAACUUCUCCGAGAUUAAUCUCGGCGAUCACAACCUCAACCUCUUCGAUACGACGUCGUCCGGGGAAUUCCACAACCGUGGUAAUAUCAACGUUGGGUUUGAUUUCGUCGAAGACCUAAUCCGAGUCGCCGACUGUUUCGACUCGGACAACUCGCAACUCGCUCAGGCGAUACUCGACCGGCUCAACCAGCGCCUCCGGUCGAACACCUCCCCAGUCGGGAAACCAGUUGGUAGAGCGCUCCAGCGAGCCGCUCUCUACUUCAAAGACGCUCUCCAGUCCCUCCUCUCCGGUUCGAACCGGACGGCCCGGCUUUCUUCAUGGUCGGAGAUCGUCCAAACCAUCAGAGCCUACAAGGCCUUCUCCGGAAUCUCUCCGAUCCCGAUGUUCUCCCACUUCACCACCAACCAAGCCCUCCUCGAAGCCCUCAACGGUUCCGCCUUCAUCCACGUCGUCGAUUUCGAUAUCGGCCUCGGCGGCCAGUACGCCUCGCUCAUGAAGGAGCUGGCCGAGAAAUCCGAGUCCCUCAGACUCAGCCCUCCGGUGGUCAGAAUCACCGCCAUCGUCCCGGAGGAGUACGCCGUCGAGAGCAGGUUGAUCAGAGAGAAUCUCUCUCAGUUCGCUCAGGAUUUGAAGAUCAGAUUCCAAAUCGAGUUCGUCCUCUUCCGAACCUUCGAGGUCUUGUCCUUCAAGGCGAUCAAAUUCAUGGAAGGCGAGAAGACGGCCGUGCUUCUCUCCACGGCCGCGCUCCGCCGCCUCUCCGUCGCUGGAUUUCUCACGGACGUGAGGAGGAUCUCGCCUGCGGUGGUGGUGUUAGUCGAUGCCGAGGGUUUGGGGGAGGAGGUCGGUGCGACGACGUCGUUUCGGAGGAGCUUUGUCUGCGGCCUCGAGUUCUACUCCAUGGUGAUGGAGUCGCUCGACGCAGCGAUGGUGGGCGGCGACUGGGUAAGGAAGAUAGAGACGUUCGUUCUGCGGCCGAGGAUGGCGGCCGCGGUGGAGGCGGCAGCGGGAAGGAAAACGGCACCGUUUCGGGAGAUGUUCCACGGCGCCGGAAUGAGGCCGGUGCUGCUGAGCCAGUUCGCGGAUUUUCAGGCCGAGUGCUUGCUUGGAAAGGUACAGGUCAGAGGCUUCCACGUGGCAAAACGACAGGCCGAGUUGGUGCUUUGCUGGCACGAUCGGGCCCUUGUUGCCACGUCAGUUUGGAGGUGUUAGAGGGACUUACUUAUUUUAUUUAUUUUAAUUAGCUAAGAAAAAAAUAGCCCAAAUAUAGUAUGGAAAAAAAAAAAUGGGAUGUAAUUAAUUGUAAUUUUGAGUCAUCCGUAACCAUGUGUUUUGUAGCUGGUGUUCUUGUGUAGUUGGAGAGGAGUAGGGGGUGUCCCAAUCCUUUUGAUGUUUUAUUUUUGGAAGUUUUUGGUUUGUUUUUUUUAUAAAAAAAAUUAUGAAUAGGGUGACUACACAAUUAUUGGGUGAAAUCGUAUAUACCUAAUUAUAUCU